Molecule: messenger RNA, 396 nt
Organism: Cylindrotheca closterium
Lineage: Eukaryota; Bacillariophyta; Bacillariophyceae; Bacillariales; Bacillariaceae
Source: the annotation of a GenBank genome assembly
AUGUUCAUCCCCAAGGAAAACCGCAUCGCAGUGUUCUCUUACUUGUUUCAAGAGGGAGUUUGUGUGGUCAAGAAAGAUCCCAAGCCUGCUACUCAUCCUCACAUUGAAGGACCUACCAACCUUGAAGUUCUGAUGUUGAUGAAGUCUCUUCAAUCCAAGGGAUAUGUCCGCAUUACUUUCUCGUGGCAAUAUAACUAUUGCUACUUGACCGAUGAAGGAAUCGAAUACUUGCGUGGAUACUUGGCUCUCCCCGCAGAGAUCGUUCCUGCCACUCACAAGGCAGCCAACAAACGCCCAGAAGGUCGUGAUCGCGAAGAAGACAAAUUUGCGGAUGGUGGACGACCGGCUUUCAGAGACAACCGCGGCGGUGGUAUUGGACGCGGAGGUGGUAUCUAA